Molecule: messenger RNA, 981 nt
Organism: Bathycoccus prasinos
Lineage: Eukaryota; Viridiplantae; Chlorophyta; Mamiellophyceae; Mamiellales; Bathycoccaceae
Exons: 1
Coding region: 1-981 (326 amino acids)
Source: RefSeq, a predicted model, not a curated record
AUGUCGUCGUCCUUCCCCCAGCGGGGGAAAGGGAAACCCCCUUUUUCACCCCCUCCUCCUCCUCCGAAAAUAACGCACUCGACCACCACGAACUCCAUGUCCAUGUCCGUGGGCCAAGGCGAGGAAGAAGACGAGUUGGUCUCUAAAAAAUCCGCCCCUUCAACCAUCGCUUUUGGGAAUAAAAAUCUCACUUAUUCAAGCGGGGUGCACCGGUCGCCGUCGACGGAGAAGUUAUCGAUGAAUAAUCACAACAACAAACGCCCGCGAGCGUCCAUGGACGGUUUUCCGAUGGAGGACGAUUGUCACCCGAGAACUUUAAACUCGAAGCGGUUUCUCUCGGACGCCAUGGCGAACGAAUUAGGAUGGAAAUGGAGCUUAGAAGAAACCAAUGGAAACAACAACACCCAACAGACGGAAACGACGACGACGACGACGAGUCUUUCGAUGGACGGGAACCAAUCGAGACGACAAUCGAUGGAUUUAGAUACGACAAGUCACAGCAGGGAAAAUAAUAACACGAUCAUCAUUAGCCCAUCUUCGAUGCACGGCAACAACAAUAACGCUACCGCGAACGCGUUGAGAAGGACCGUGAGCGCAUCGGACGUGAGCGGGGAAGACUCGUUGCUCAACAACGGUGGAGGGAGCAUGGACUUGCUUCGAAGACGCGCGAUGAAGUACGCUCAGGAGCAAAAGAAUUUAAAAGAAUUUCAUUUUCCUAAGGCAUUGGAAGUCGUAGUCGCAGAUCAAGAAGUAGACGAAGAGAAAGAGAAAAGCAAUAGUAAUAAUAGUAAUCCUACCACGCCGAGGAACGACGACAACGUGUUAGAAGAAGUCGCUCCGGCGAGUUUCUAUCCAGCCAGUCCGUCGGACCAAUCGCCGUUGAUGACAAAUUUGAGAAAAGCGGCGUUGUUGAGAUCGCUCUCGAGAGGUAAGCAACAACAACAACAACAGCAGCAGCGGCGGCACGGUGGUAGCAAGUAG